This is a messenger RNA of Closterium sp. NIES-67, 1067 nucleotides long. The record is from the annotation of a GenBank genome assembly. NCBI's taxonomy places the organism in Eukaryota, Viridiplantae, Streptophyta, Zygnematophyceae, Desmidiales, Closteriaceae.
AUCCAGUCAGUCUGCAGCUUGGAGAAGCCAAGCCAAGCUCUCGCCCACCCUCCUGUGUUCGAAGUGUGCCACUCUAGCCUUUCACCAGCAACCAUGGCUGCCGUGGCAUCUUCGUCCGCUGUCCUCAGGAGCUCGUUCCUUGGCCAGAAUGUGGUCGCUCCCCGCGUGGAGUCCGCCUCCCGCACGGUGAUGACCCUCGGCAAGAAGAAGACCGUUGCCAAGAAGGCCGCUGCCGCUUCUCCUGUUGAUGCCGAGCUGGCCAAGUGGUAUGGCCCCGACCGCAGGACCUACCUCCCCGAGGGUCUCCUCGACAGGUCUGACAUCCCGUCCUACCUCACUGGCGAGGUUCCCGGCGACUAUGGCUACGAUCCCCUGGGUCUGAGCAAGAAGCCCGCUGACUUCGAGAAGUACCGCGCCAACGAGGUGAUCCACGGUCGCUGGGCCAUGCUCGGCGCCGCCGGCUUCAUCCUGCCCGAGGCCUUCAACAAGUACGUGCCCGGCGUGUGCGGCCCCGAGGCCGUGUGGUUCAAGACCGGCGCUCUGCUGCUCGAGGGCGACAGCAUCCAGUACCUGGGUGCUACCGUCCCCCUCAACCUGGCUGCCGCCACCAUCGCCGAGGUCCUCCUCGUCGGCGGUGCUGAGUACUACCGCGCCAAGAACGCCUCUCCCCUCGGCUCCGACCUCGACACCCUGUACCCCGGCGGUUCCUUCGAUCCCCUCGGCCUGUCCUCCGACCCCGACACCCUGGCUGUGCUGAAGGUGAAGGAGCUGAAGAACGGCCGUCUCGCCAUGUUCUCGAUGCUCGGAUUCUUCAUCCAGGCCAAGGUCACCGGUGAGGGCCCAGUGGAGAACCUGACCACCCACUUGAGCGACCCCUUCGGCAACAACCUCCUGACCGCGCUGGGCUCUGCUGCCGACCGUGCCCCCACUUUGUAAGGUGGAGAUACUUAGCAUUUUCAACCCGUUUUACAAUGAGCGCGUAUGCGCGAUUUUGAUGUAAAGGUCGUAUGGUGAAAAUGUGAAAAUGUUUCUACCACCCAUUGUUUUUGCAUACAAAGCUGGCUUUG